ACGUGGCACAAUUCUCCUGUGCGUUCUUCCGUAGACGCACACAGCUUUCGUCCGCCUCCCUCUCAGAUCGAUUUUGGUCGCUCGGAUCACCGUCGACUAUUUGAGAUCGCUCUCAGCCUUUCGACCCUAAUCUAUGCCAUACGCCGUAUCUUCUUCAUAUGCCCAGCUUCUCUGAAUUGUGGUUGUCUACUGUGAUAUGUGAGCUCAGACUUCAGAGAUUAAGAAGCAUUACGGCUGCAUAAAAUCCUGGAGAUUGUGUAAAUCAUAAUUAUUACAGUAGCUGUGCUUUAAGGAUUAUGGGGUCAGUUUGCUGUGUGGCUGCAAAGGACAGAGAUCUUCCUAAUGUCCCUGGAAAUGGAGCUACUCGUAAUCCACUGUGCUCACCACCUUGGAGUUUUCGGCGGGACAACAGGAGGCGUGUGGCUGAUGAGAUUAAAGAUUCAUCCAAUCAUAAUUCUUAUGUUGGGAAUAGAGGAAUUAACAUGGAUAAGAUGUCAUUAGGCUUAGAGAGAGGACCUCCAGCUGAGAGUGGAAGCUUUCCUGGGGGUUUAGCUGCUCCUGCCUCUCAGGAAUCUGCAAACUCAGAGAUUGGCACAAGUUCGAUUGUUACAAAUCCUUCAACGGGCACAAGUCCGAUGAUUCAGUCUCCUUCAGAUGUAUCCUUGGCAAGCCCUGUUCAUGUUAAGGUGAAGAAUUUAGUUGACUCACCAGAUGCUGUUUCAGCAGCUUUACCAAAGCAUUCAUGUUCCACCUCGACCUCUGAUGUUCCAUCUACUCACACACAUUCACUUCCUCCCAGAUCAACUCAACUUAGUCGAGCUCAAAGUUCACCUGGGCAGCAGCACAAAAGGCAGGUUUCUGAUAGUCAAACUCUGGGGUUGAAGUCUCCUAAUAAUAACUCAACAUCUGAAGGAAGGUCAUCCUUUGUGCUUUCAACCUGUAGCAAUGACUUUGCCAAUGGGUCCCAUAAUGCUUCUUCUGAAGGUGGCUGGUCCAUGAACGCCUUUUGUGAGCUCGUGGCUCAAUCUCAAAGGGAGAGAUGGUCGUUUGACAGUGAGCACUUAGGUUCUGGACUACGAAGACUAAGUGGGUGUAGUAGUAGCAGAUUUUCAUCCUCUCCUUCUGUAGAUCAGCAGACUUGUGGGAAUUGCUCAAAGCUUUUAACUGAGAGGUCUUCAAUUUCCAGGCUUGACCUUCCAGUUGCUGCUGUUCUAGCCUGUGGCCAUGUUUACCAUGCAGAAUGCUUAGAGACAGUGGCAUGCGAGACAGACAAGUAUGAUCCUACGUGUCCCAUAUGCACAGAGACACAAGUUACUAAAUUAUCCAGGAAAGCUCUAAAGGCUGAGGCAGAAAUGAAGGCAAAGAGUUACAAAAGAUGUAAAAACCGUGUGGUAGAUAGUUAUGUCCGCAGUGAAUGUGAGGAUUUUGUGUUUGAGACACUAGGAAAACGAGAAGGAAAAGGUCUGAAGAUUGAUCCUAGUUCGAGUACCAAAGGCUCCACGUCUAAGUCUUGUAAGAAAUGGCACUUCGGUUCUGUCAGCGCCAAGUGGAGUAAACCCUUAAGCUGGGAUACUAAAUCGAAGAGGAGCUUUUGGUCUAGACAUAGUAAUAAAAGAUUAAGUCAUUCUUCGUCAAGCAUUGCGGGCCUUAAUCAGACAAUAUGACAUCAUCUCAUACAUAGAAGAGGUCUGGCUUUGGAUUAGAGAGAAGCUGCCCUUAACAUUUUGCAUCCCUCUUUUGUUUUAUUCUGUUUGGGGAUUAUGUUUACCAAUGAAACAAUCAAACAAACGUGUCAUUUGGGAGAAUGCAGGAAAAAAAACAGGAUAAGCUACAUUAGUCUGUACUAAUUCUCUACAGAAAACAUAAGAUGUAUUCUGCACAGCAAUUUUGCUUUGUUCUUCAAUCAAAAAGGGUUGUCCAUCUUUUC
Capsella rubella is the source of this 1927-nucleotide messenger RNA. RefSeq lists its product as uncharacterized. The coding region runs from base 297 to 1664 and encodes 455 amino acids. The transcript is spliced from 5 exons. Lineage: Eukaryota; Viridiplantae; Streptophyta; Magnoliopsida; Brassicales; Brassicaceae. The record is from RefSeq and is a predicted model, not a curated record.